AUAUAAAUUUUCUCUCUUUAACUGUGGGCGUUGAAUUUUGACUUGAUGGCUGAAGAACAAGAAUCAUCACCGUCUCAUUCACCUUCGCCGCCGCGGCAAAACUCUCCACCGCCUCCUUAUGUGGAGGUGAAUUGCAGAAGCUCCGGCAAGAUUCGGCGGUUCGCGGUCGGGACUGAUGCGGGGUUUGCGGUAGCGCUCAUCAAUCGGAAGCUAAAAGGAGCAGUGGCAGUUGCGUCACACAUAGAAGCAGUGAAGGAUGGCGAAGAACCAAUUGCUUUCGGUCCCACUUCGCUUCUUUCUAAUUUCGGUGCAGGUUGGAACCUCCAAACGGUUACCCUCACCGAUCUUCUUUCUUCAGAAGAAGUGAGAAAUGGACGUGUUCAACAGAUGGCAAUGCAGGCACCAGGACUAGUUUCAGGUGUCCCAGGACCUACAAGGAGGGUGUCCAAACCAGUCAGCUUUGUGUAUAUAGUUAAAAUAGUGUUUGCUUUUAUUUUGAUUUUUGUACUUGGUGCAAUUUUUACUUUGUUUCUCGAUAAUCUUCCUGCAUUCAUAUUGUUUGUGAAGUCAAUAAUCUAGUGCUUGUUUUUUAUUGCUUGAAAUGUACUAUAUACACAUUAAAUAAAUUAUUCUUUUUGGUGUCUCAAGUGGUGAAAUUGUUUAAGGCCCAACUCCUUAGAUUUUUCUUGUGGGUUUGUGAUCAGAGAUUAAGUGUAAGGUGAGGACUCAUGAUCUGACGUAGAUUAUUAGGGUAAUGAGUUUAGCAAGGGCGGUGGAAGACUCCAAGUUGCAAGACGAGUCACCGGUUUCCAAGGUUGUAACUCUUUUUCAAACUAUUUAUACAAUGAUGGAGAAGGAAUUGUGUCACAAGUGGGUACCCCGGUAGGGGAUUUUCCAAACUCACUACCUGAGCAACCAUCAUUGGGGUCGAACAAAGGUACAACUGGAGAUGAGGAAGAGGUUCUACAUGGGGGUAAUAGGUUGUCACCUUUGAUUUCCUCAGUUAAAUUGACUUCAGGCACAAGGCAACUACAAUAUGUCAAACGAAAGGAAGAGCGGAGGUGUUUCCAUUGUGGUUUGGUGUAUGGACCUUCACAUACGUGUCCAAAAGAGAGUAUGAAAGUAACCAUUCUAGCCGACGACAAACUAUUGUAUGAAGAAGACAUUGUGAAUAUGGAAACUGAAGAAAGGGAAGAAGAUGGUGGGGAUUUUUCUUGUCAAAUGCAGAUUUAUCUCUUUUCUUAGCUGGAGGGAUGACACAACCUAAAAUGAUGAAGCUGCAUGGAUAUGUAAUGGGUUUCCUGUCCUCAUAUUGAUAGAGAGCAAGGCCGGCAACAAUUUUAUUGCACAAGAAGUGGUGCAAUAGAUGGGUUUGCAAGUAACUCCUACUCCUCUCCUUUUGGUGUGAGGCUAGGAGAUGGAUAUUGUCAGAAAUCAUAGGGGUGUUGUAUGGGUCUCAAGGUUCGCAUGGUUGAGUCAGAAUUUGUAAAUAAUGUUUACCUAUUUGGGUUAGGAGGAGUGGAUGUGAAUUUAGGAGUUGCUUGAUUGGAAACUUUGGGGGAUGUGAAAGAAAAUUGGAGAACUUUGUCCAUGCAAUUCAACAACGAAGGUCUUGCUGUUACAAUACAUGGAGACCCAAGGCUAACCAAGACUUGGUAUCAUUGAAGAAGAAAGGUUACAGAAGUUGAAUUUACAUCAGUACUAUUAAUUUUCUUAGGAGACAUGAUUUAUGCCCCAUAUCAAACAAGUAAUCUAUCGACCUCCCAAAUAACCCAAUUACAACAGUUGUUAGAGAAGAACAAUGUAAUUUUUUCAGUUCCAACAGCCCUUCUUCUACUUUUUGAAACUGAGCAUAAAAUACCUCUCAGAGCAGGUAUUGAUCUAGUGAACGGUCGUCCAUAUUGAUAUCCGAUGGGAACUUCUGGAUGUUGACACCUAAAUUUUCUUUAAAAUUAUAACUAGAAUUUUCACUAUUAUUUCAAUUAUGUAUUUUUUUAAUAUAUAUCAGCUAAAGUUUAGAAGUUCUCAUUUACACUAGUUUUCGAUGGAAUCAACACUAUUUAUUGAUUUACUUAAUCUAAACUUAGCAUUUUAAUUUCUUAUUAAG
Molecule: messenger RNA, 2107 nt
Organism: Abrus precatorius (Indian licorice)
Lineage: Eukaryota; Viridiplantae; Streptophyta; Magnoliopsida; Fabales; Fabaceae
Exons: 4
Coding region: 46-579 (177 amino acids)
Source: RefSeq, a predicted model, not a curated record